AUGCACCCCGGGCCGCCCCGCGCCGCGCUCCGCCUGUGGCUGGGCUGCGUCUGCCUCGCGCUGGUGCAGGCGGAUAGCCCCUCGGCCCCAGUGAAUGUCACCGUCAGGCACCUCAAGGCCAACUCUGCAGUGGUGAGCUGGGACGUCCUGGAGGAUGAGGUCGUCAUUGGAUUUGCCAUCUCUCAGCAGAAGAAGGACGUGCGGAUGCUGCGCUUCAUCCAGGAGGUGAACACCACCACCCGCUCGUGCGCGCUCUGGGACCUGGAGGAGGACACCGAGUACAUCGUGCACGUGCAGGCCAUCUCCAUUCAGGGCCAGAGUCCGGCGAGUGAGCCCGUGCUCUUUAAGACGCCACGGGAGGCUGAGAAGAUGGCCUCGAAGAACAAAGAUGAGGUGACCAUGAAGGAGAUGGGGAGGAACCAACAGCUGCGGACGGGCGAGGUGCUGAUCAUCGUCGUGGUCCUGUUCAUGUGGGCCGGCGUCAUCGCUCUCUUCUGCCGCCAGUAUGACAUUAUCAAGGACAAUGAACCCAAUAACAACAAGGAAAAAACCAAGAGUGCAUCAGAAACCAGCACACCAGAGCACCAAAGCGGGGGCCUUCUCCGCAGCAAGGUGAGGGCAAGACCUGGGCCCGGGGGGCCCCGUGGCUGGCACCCUGGUAGUCCUCGGGCUGCAGAAGGGGUCAUUGGGGCCUGGCAUGGCUCCAGCUGGACAGAGCCAAGCUUGGCCGCUGCCCGUGUGACACAGGGGACACUGCAAAUUGAUUUUGGAUCCUCUCCUUUUGCAGGGUGCCAGGAGCCAGUAGGGGUUUAA
Molecule: messenger RNA, 813 nt
Organism: Eubalaena glacialis (North Atlantic right whale)
Lineage: Eukaryota; Metazoa; Chordata; Mammalia; Artiodactyla; Balaenidae
Gene: FNDC5
Product: fibronectin type III domain containing 5
Biological process (GO): positive regulation of brown fat cell differentiation
Molecular function (GO): protein binding
Source: RefSeq, a predicted model, not a curated record